CCGACGCGUGUCGGCUCUUUCGGAUCACCCCAAGUCUGCAGAGCCCUGUGCCAAACUUUUGUUCCGACGAGGUCGAGCAGUGCUUGGAUCAAGCCAAAGAAUCCCAAACCCGCAGUCGAUAUCUCUUUCUUGGUUGGACAGAAAGGGGUGCGAAACCCUUCGACGACGCCAUUCGGCAGCUCCCGAUCUUGGCAGUUGCUUGCCUCGUGCAUGGUGCCUUGGCGUGCCGGCUUUGCCAUCAUCAUGACUCCUGCUGCUCGCGCAUUCCCGCGCAGACGCCUUUGGUCGUUGACUCGGGGAGGGCAGACUGGACGAACCCCUGUGGUCAAUCCUUGGCUGGAGCCAACAGCCACCCCUGGACACCCCCUUGCGACAGCAUCACACACCAACACAGAACAAAACACGCUCGUCGUCAGGGGCUUUUCGUUCAGUCAGCCUGUCAUGCGCCGCCUUGCAACACUUGGCAAACACUGUCGCGUCAUGGUCUGCCUUCUCGAAGCACCAUCUCGUAUUAUGCCGCAUCCCGCCCUGACAGGAAACAGCCCGGGCCUAAGCUCUUGGCCACGCGGCGUGGCACCACCACCAUCACAAGCUAGCGAUGCAUGGCAGCGCUCAUAAACGGAUAUUAAGCACAGACAUAACUGAUCCACGACUCUGAUCAAGUAGGUAGGCGCGGCAUUAUUCCCUGAUGAUGGCUUGCUUUGCAUCGGAAUAUCCGCUUUAUAAGCCCAUCUCCGCCAUAAUUAGCAGCGUAGCAUCACCGCUCAAUCCGACGGGGCGACGGGACAUUGACCCAGCGGAUCACCCAAGGCCAUCCAAUCUCCCAGAAAAUUCCCACACGCUAUUUGGUCCCUUCUCGUGAUGCCGAAAGCCGAGCACAUAUAUCCAUUUAUCCAGGGUCUCGUAUGGGGGCAGUCAACGGCGCUGCCAGAUUGGGCAGGAAACCUGGCACACGGCCUGUUGCGUGUGGCGUUUCAUCGGUUUUGCGCCACCUUUGGUUUCAU
Microdochium trichocladiopsis is the source of this 1004-nucleotide messenger RNA. RefSeq lists its product as uncharacterized. The transcript has a single exon. Bases 211 to 618 code for a protein of 135 amino acids. The record is from RefSeq and is a predicted model, not a curated record. Lineage: Eukaryota; Fungi; Ascomycota; Sordariomycetes; Xylariales; Microdochiaceae.